CAUGCACCGCUUUACACUUCCGGUUUCCCAUCAGGCAGUUUUAAACAUGUCAGUGAGCGUACAUGAGAGUACCGAUAUCGCAAGAAUUUUGUCAUAGCUUUUAAUCCACGGUAUGUGGGUAACAAUUUUCUCAAACGUGAAAGAUUGGAGAUAAACAUGCCGAAAUACUACGAGGAUAAAGAGGAAGAUGGUCGCGCCUGUGCUGGGAUCAGAGAGGACUUCAAGGCUUGUCUCCUUCAGCACGACUGUGUUGUAAAGGAAGGGAAAUCACCAAGUGAGUGUUUGAAGGAGGGCCAUUGCAAAGCACUCCAGACUUCAUUUUUUGAGUGCAAAAGAUCACUGCUGGACACUAGAUCAAGAUUUAGAGGAAGAAAAGGAUAUUAAGGCUUGGAAAAUCGGCAAAUGGACUGUUUUUCCUUAGCACCUAGUGAUAAGUUUGUGAUUCUCAUACAAAAAUGUAUUAUUAUGUUAUUAUGUGAUUAAAAAGUUUAACAUUUUA
This is a messenger RNA of Boleophthalmus pectinirostris (great blue-spotted mudskipper), 499 nucleotides long. RefSeq names its product cytochrome c oxidase assembly factor 5. The transcript has 3 exons. Gene Ontology annotation, biological process: mitochondrial respiratory chain complex IV assembly. The record is from RefSeq and is a predicted model, not a curated record. Bases 157 to 384 code for a protein of 75 amino acids. Lineage: Eukaryota; Metazoa; Chordata; Actinopteri; Gobiiformes; Gobiidae. Gene Ontology annotation, cellular component: mitochondrion.